This is a messenger RNA of Theileria orientalis strain Shintoku, 1869 nucleotides long. RefSeq lists its product as hypothetical. Gene Ontology annotation, molecular function: protein binding. NCBI's taxonomy places the organism in Eukaryota, Apicomplexa, Aconoidasida, Piroplasmida, Theileriidae. The transcript has 6 exons. The record is from RefSeq and is a predicted model, not a curated record. Bases 1 to 1869 code for a protein of 622 amino acids.
AUGGAAGCGACGUGCCUGGGAGACCUGUUUGAUAAGGUCAACUACACAGUCGAAUGCGUUGAUAUGAAAAGCUCCAAAGAGUAUGAUCGCAACCUGCAGCUGAUGAAGAGGCUCAACCUGGGCGGCUUAUACAAGUUCUUGAAAGCACUCUCGAACACCUUCAGCCUGAAUUACAUAUCCACGUCGAGGCCGACGAGAUUGGAGUACGACUCCUCGACCAGACAGCUGCUGAAAACACUCAAAAGCGUAUUUUCGAACAAGAGAAGGAGAGUUAACUUUAGCCCGAACGUACACUCAUCGGCGACGAUGGAAGACAUGGAAUAUGGACCGCCGAACGUCGACUUCUUCGUAAACGAUAAGCAAUUAGUGGUAGUUUCGCCCUACCAGGGAGGGAACCUGAGAGUGACCACAAUACCAACCGGAAAAGAGUCAGGAGCGUCAACGCCACACACAGAGUCGUCGAAGAGUAAGGGCCUGAUCAUGAACACGGGGCUGAAGAGUUUCCUGGUGGUGACGGGAAACGAAAGUCAGGUGACGACGCUGUGCGUAAAUGAGUUCUUCGGGUUCGGAUUUGAAGUGUUCGCAGGGUUUGCAGACAAGGCAGUGUGCUUCUUCAGAAUGAAUCUGACGCCAGAGGCGGAGUUGUACGACCCGAACGCAGAGUACGGCGCGACGGGGUGCUACAACCUCACGGGCUACCUGAACCUGGGCAAGGUGCCGCUGACCUCGAAGUUCAGCCCGAACAGAGAACUGGUGCUCGCGUCAACCAGAAAGAGCCUGUACCUGCUGGAAAAGAGCGGCUUCGACCUGGAGUACGAAAAGCUGUGCGAGUUUAAGCCAGGCUCGCUGGUGUGCGCAGACUUCCUGAACGACUUUGAAAUCAUGGUGCUGGAAAACAACGGCCUGCUGACGAUGUACAAAAAGUAUAACCUGAAGUUUAACGUGUACAUUAGAUAUAACCUGGGGUCUCUGCUGACGCAGGCGCCAACUGCGGACAGAGCCGAAGGGGCAACCGUUAACAGCCCAGCACCAGGCUCAAGCGGAACGGCAGGCGGCAUGGUCAGGGACCCGAAUGGUAACGUGUUUAUACUGGUGAAGGACACAGCACUGAUUAAGUUGACGUGGAAUGAAACGCUGAUACCGUACUCGAACGUAGUGUCGUUUCAAACGCCAAACAACAUGGUGGGAGACAAUCAAGAUAGGAGGUUUAUCACGGAUUUCAACGUUGAAAAUAACUUAAUCGUCGUGACGUUUAGAGGAUCGGAUCUAGUUCACCUCUACAGCCUAACGUCCUUUAAGGAAAUACAUCACCUGAAGCCCCCGAGGACGAGAUACACGCCAACGUUUGUGAAGUCGUGUUCAGACAAUAACUUUUGUUACUUGGUGGUACUGUGGUCGUACAAAGGAUUUGAAAGUAAAAUUGACGGCAUUAAGGGGCCUGGUGCAAAGAGAAGACCGCCUCCAGACUACGUGGAGGUGGAAAUGGACGUAAAGUUGAGGAGUCUGCUCGAGAAUGGAAUAAUUGAAAGAGAAGAGCUAGAAUACGAUGAAACGGACAUAGUGAGGACGUACAAGAUUAAGUCGGCGUUGACGAGGACGUCGAAGAGCGAUGACGUGUCGCAGACGACGUACAGUAAGACUGCAGGAAUGUAUCCCACAGACCCGGCGCCCAGGAAGUUGCCACAGCUGUCCUCACUGAAUCCGAAGAUAAAACCCAGAUACACCACGAGAUUUAACGAUUUCAACAAAUACGAUGAUUCGUUCGCCAAUAGGAAACACAUACUGGGAAGGAAGCUGGAUACUAAUUUGGCGCAGGAAAACAUAUAUUCAAUAGAUGAAUUUAUAAGAAAUAGAAGAACUGUACUAUAA